Lottia gigantea (owl limpet) is the source of this 459-nucleotide messenger RNA. RefSeq lists its product as hypothetical. The record is from RefSeq and is a predicted model, not a curated record. Gene Ontology annotation, molecular function: calcium ion binding. Gene Ontology annotation, cellular component: cytoplasm. Bases 1 to 459 code for a protein of 152 amino acids. Lineage: Eukaryota; Metazoa; Mollusca; Gastropoda; Lottiidae. The transcript has 4 exons.
AUGGCAGAAAACAUACUGUCCGAUUUGGAAAGAGCUAUUUAUUCUGCCUUUUUUGAGGCGGCUGAUAAAAACAAAGAUGGCUAUUUAAGUUUAGAUGAACUGACGUCAGUGAUCAAACGGUGUGGCAUAAAUCUUGCCCAAAAAGAAUGGGCGGAAACAUUUAUCGAGAUGGAUUUAAAUUGUGAUUGGAAGAUAACACUAGAUGAAUUUAUUACUGGCAUGCACUCUUUAAGACCUGGUAAAAGACGGGUUGCCAAACUAAAUCGGGAGCUGACAGGUUGUGAUUCCGGUGGUGCAGGCUUCUUGAGCCACAAAGUGAUCGAGAAUAUUGCUCGAGAGAAAUCUGAAAUUACGGAGACAGAAAUUGAAAAUACUUUCAAACAUCUUAAUGCAGACGAUUUGAAUAAAAUCAAUUAUAAGCAGUUCGUUAAUGUUUUGGAAAAAAUAAUCACAGACUGA